AUGGAUUUUUUAUUUGUGACUGUUCCUUGCUUGCUUGAUUCGAUCCUCUGUGAAAGACGAAAUCCUAAAUCAGAUGCCGUCUGCUUUUACAAUGCAGCCGAAAGUUACCACGUUUACCUGAUGCCGGUCCCCUUUCUUGCAGCAGACGUGUUCUGCGAAGUCUCCUCGUCUAUGGACGGUGGCAAGCGAGAGUUUCAGUGGAUCCCGCACGACAUUUAUCCAAGAAAAAAACUUUUUCUCUGUAACUUUUCUCGAGAGCAGCAAGGGCAACAUCACAAAAUUCUCGCUGCGUGUUAUAACUGUAUCUAGAACGGGCUGCCGCUCCGCGACCGGCGCCCUGACGACGAGGGAGCGCAAGUUGAAGCGAGGAGAGAAAAGCACACCGAGCCAGACACCAUGGCAUCGCCUCAGUGUUCGUGGCAAUAGACGGACAACCAAAGAGUGCCGCCGUUGACCUUUCCUGAUGCGGGGGGAAAAUACCGGCAGGAUGCAGCGCUUGGGGGGCAACGAAGCUUACGUUCGCGACUUUUUUGCGAAUCCUCGCAAACAAGGCUGGCGCAAAGGUAUUCAAAACCUUUGCAAAGAUCCGCCAUGCGUCGCCGCCCUAGAAACACGGGCACCCACCUGUACCGAAAGCAGCAAAGAGGGGGGGCGUAGAGCCAAAGGGCCGGCGUCAAGCUAUGCGAGGCGACGGGGUUCCGGCGCAAAGGCCUGGGGGCUCCUGCAAAAAAACGGCCGAGAAGCACGGGAUGCGGUGACAAGCUAUGAUAUAGAACCAAGACAGAGGCGAUCGCAGCCAAAACGAUGGGAAGCCCACUGCCCGGGCCGAAAAGCCCGCGGCAAGCGACUCAAGGCCCGGCCGCAGUGGCCAAAAUGCAGGACGCAGCCAGACGGCAAACCCAAAAAACCUAACACAGCAAAGGCGUUGAAGUGCGCUAGGGCGUCGGGGCCGGAAAGUCUCUGCGCCGGCGCUCGCGCAAGGAAGUCCGGCCUCCAGAGCCGUAGGCCGCGGGGAGCAGAACGAUCGGAUCCAUCGAAGCCAACUCCUGGGGCCGCCUGGAUACCGAAGUUGGGCGCGCCAAGAUGGCCCCGGAGGCAGCCGAGCCCAGCCAUGGGCCACCAGUCGCGCCCGGCCAGGCGCCCGAAGGGAAUGGAGACUGGGCCCCAAACAGAGCAGGCCAGCAUGCCCGCGCGCCACCCCGGGCAUGAGAAAGGGGUCAGAUCGGCGGGCGGCGCGCACUCUUUUGCCUGCCUCCGAGCCGCGCCCACUAGUAGCGCAGGGUCCUUCGUGCGUGUCCUGUGCCGUCAGUAAUUAUUCCAUAGUGCCCUUUGUGUGCAUUUGCAUUUCUAGCAGUGGAGGAAGGCAAGUUGCAGUUUGUCAUGAGUUUCCAAGGAAACACACAUUGCUGUGUCGUGUCUUCGGCAACAGUACUCAGAGUAGUUUCUUUCUUGGAUGAAAUUUUUCAGGCAGGACCGCUUUCAGGUAUAGCUGGAGACGUUUGCUUUGGGAAUUUUCAUUAUUCGUAUAUUUUUUAGAGCGCUGCAAGCGAAGACUGGAAGGAUCAUAAGCUCACGCAGCUAAAAAACAACACCAUCGAGGGUCAGAAAAAUGCUUCGGCUCAAAUAAAGCAGUACAUUCAACAUUGCGUAGCUCGCAUCCAGAGCCGGGCGCUGUUUGCGCAGUUGACGGGCGUCGAAGUGCAGAAGAUCGUGCAGGGAUGGUCACAGAUUCUGGAUCGCGAGCGGCCAAACACUUUUGAGGUGAUGAAGUAAGGGGCUGUGUCCUUCCUUGGAAACGGAAACUGGUGCAACGGUCUGCCUCAGGAAGAUGAAGUGUGUUACUUCGCUGAGAUUACCGCUCCCAUCAAAGAUGCAUGCAACUACCUGCUUCUGCUUGUUUCGAGGACAAAAGAAAACGAAGAGAAAAAUUUUUUAUGAUUAUAUAUAGUAUUCUUUUACACUUAGAGUUACGCUUAGAUAUACUUAUAGAUCGCCAUUGCCUUGCGGUUGCGCUCACGCGACCAGAACGAAGGACCUCCACGCGGUCGCUAUGUUUUCAACCGCGUUCUCCAUCGUGUUCGUGUGUGAUAGUGGUCCUAUGUAAGACGAGAAGGCGCGGCUCAGUAGGACACACCUUAACAAAGUAGAACUGUAAAUUCUUGGGUAAAAUCCUGGCAAAAAGAUUUGGGCCCCUUGUUCGGCCGACGAGGCUUUUCCGUUCGGCGCUCAGUGCGAAUGCUUUGCGCACUUCCUCGCGGAAACUUGUUGCCGCUUUCCGUGGCGUCGCAUCGCCCCAACUCGAAAAGCGCUGCUGGAUUGGGCUGCCUUCAACUGACCCGGACGACAUAAAAAUGAUCUGGCACCCGGGUAAAUUCAGCGGGAUAAGAAGAUAUAAACUCGCAAACUCGUGAGAGAGUGCUUUGACUAGCGUAAAAAAUAGGGUAAAAAGUAGCGUAAAAACUAGCCUAAAACUCCCCCCCCGGGAAGUCGGGAAGUAUUUCCCGCCCCCGAGUAAAGUACGGCGGCAGGCGAUUAGUUUUAAAAAGACAUUGCAAACCUAAAACGAUUUUCCCGUAGUUUUUUCCGGUGAAAAAAAAGUCCGCUUGCCCCGAUACACGAUGUCACUUCCCGCUUCCCGCUCCUUUUCUUCUUUUCGUUCGUCCAUUGUGCAGGCGCAAAACCAAUGCACAGGCCUCGCGCCGUCGGGACCGGCUAGGGUUGGCGCAUUUUUUGCAACCUGAAAUGGCGCCGAGAGUAAUAUUGUUAUAUUACUACGCGCCGGACAAUUUUAACGGCUUAGGCUUUUCGUUAGGGUCGAUUUUACAGAAGUGCAAUGUUAUGGCGAGUCCUACUGAGGCGCCUGCGUCUCCUGUAGCGAGAAAGUUACUGCGAGCACUUUCCGAAUCGCUUCGGUAUUGGCUCACUGUAUUGCAGAGGUCAGGUGAUUGGUUUCGAUAGUCAAGUGUAUGUGGCACUAGCCACGGAGGCUUCGCCUGUAGUAAUGAGAAGACGAGGGUAAUUAAAAUUAUGCAGCUAGAUGUAGAUCGAAUGCGAACAACAAAGUAGUAUAACAAAGCGACCGGCUACUGCUAAAAAUCUCUGAGGACGUGUUAAGUGCUACUUCAAAAGAAUAAAAGAAACCAAGCGCCAUCGCCCAGUCCUGUUUUGGUUUGCUACCAGAGAAGGUGCGCCAAAUUCCAUCGCUCACCAAAUGAAAAAACGGC
Amoebophrya sp. A120 is the source of this 3224-nucleotide messenger RNA. Lineage: Eukaryota; Dinophyceae; Syndiniales; Amoebophryaceae. The record is from the annotation of a GenBank genome assembly.